Messenger RNA from Heteronotia binoei (common prickly gecko), 1295 nucleotides. RefSeq names its product transmembrane 6 superfamily member 1 (gene TM6SF1). NCBI's taxonomy places the organism in Eukaryota, Metazoa, Chordata, Lepidosauria, Squamata, Gekkonidae. The record is from RefSeq and is a predicted model, not a curated record. Bases 49 to 1161 code for a protein of 370 amino acids. The transcript has 10 exons. Gene Ontology annotation, cellular component: lysosomal membrane.
UGCGGGGCGGGCGGCGGAGGCAGCAGGGGAGCCCGAGCGGCUGCGGGGAUGAGCGCCUCGGCCGCCACCGGCGUCUUCGUCUUGUCCCUCUCGGCCAUCCCGGUGACUUACUUCUUCAACGCCUUGGCCGCCCCGGGCAGCUCCUGGGCCAUCGUAGCCGUUGGACUGCUGGUCCUCCUCUUAGUGGCUCUUGCAGCUCGAUUUCUGGUGAAGAGAAAAUCACCCAAGGACCCACUCUUUUAUAUCUAUGCGGUGUUUGCUUUCACAAGUGUCGUGAACCUGAUCAUUGGGCUUGAACAAGAUGGCAUCAUAGAUGGAUUCAUGACCCAUUAUUUGAAAGAGGGUGAACCUUACCUAAACACGGCUUAUGGCCAUGUGAUCUGCUAUUGGGAUGGCUCUGUGCACUAUCUGAUGUAUCUCUUAAUGGUGGCGGCCAUUGCUUGGGAGGAAACUUAUCGGACUAUCGGUCUGUACUGGCUGGGAUCCAUCCUGAUGAGUGUCGUUGUCUUUGUUCCUGGAAAUGUUGUAGGAAAGUACGGAACAAGGAUCUGUCCUGCGCUUUUACUAAACAUACCGUACGUUUGUCUUCCGAUAUGGGCUGGAUUCAGAAUUUAUAAUCAAUCUCCAAAGACCUUCAACUCUACAGCCAAGGCGAUUAAAGAAGUGCAGCAGAAACGACUUCUCAGAAGACCCGUGGACCUCUUCUUGGCUGCAUACUUCAUCUUGGCAACUGGAUUUUGCCUAUUUAGGGGCAUGAUUGCCUUGGACUGCCCAGCUGAACUGUGCCGGUUAUACAACCAGUUUCAUGAACCUUACCUAAAAGAUCCUGCUGCUUAUCCAAAACUUCAGAUGCUGGUGUACAUGUUCUACUCUGUGCCAUAUUACCUCAUGGCGCUCUAUGGCUUACUUGUGCCUGGGUGCUCCUGGAUGCCGGAUUUAACACUUAUACAUGCUGGAGGGCUCGCCCAGGCUCAGUUUUCACACAUUGGUGCCUCCUUACAUGCUAGAACGCCCUACAGCUACAGAGUCCCUGAAGAAGCAAGGGUUUGGUUUCUAAUUCUCAACAUAACAUUUGGAAUCCUUCCUCAGUUACUGGCUUAUAGAUGUGUCCAAAAUCCGGAGUUUUUCUUGAAACCAAAGCCAGAAGAGAAGGCUGAGUGAGAAGACAGAAGUCAUGGAUUUGCGUUUGCAUAACUGGACUGCUGUUACAAAUCCUGGGGUAUGUUCAAAAAGAAGUGCCCUGCCAGUUUUUAAUGUAUCUCUGCUGAAAAUAAAGAUUUAUUCUAUCUUUCAUA